Solanum tuberosum (potato) is the source of this 1347-nucleotide messenger RNA. RefSeq lists its product as uncharacterized. Bases 1 to 1347 code for a protein of 448 amino acids. Lineage: Eukaryota; Viridiplantae; Streptophyta; Magnoliopsida; Solanales; Solanaceae. The transcript has 4 exons. The record is from RefSeq and is a predicted model, not a curated record.
AUGAUGAAGUUGAGGGACGACAUUCAGAAUUUCAAACAAAAUACGAGUGAACCAAUUCAUGAGUUGCUACUCCAAUAUUUUUACCGAAGUCUUGAUUCAGUUAACAAAGGGAUAGCUGAUCAAUUGGUCCAAGGAGGCAUAAUGCUACAGCCCUUUGAGGUGGCCUCAUUUCUCCUAGAUGGUAUGGCAAGAGUAAAUCAAGCUUGGUACACCAAAGAAGAUCAAGUCUCCCCUCUGUGUUUCAGGCUGACGCAAGGGCAACUCGAUAAAGAAAAAGAGAGGGAUCAAAACAUCAAAAAGAUGUUGUCUCAGAUGGAAGAUUUACAAGAGCACAUGAAAGGCAAAUGUGAAGUGUUUCGCGCAGAGGGGGGUUCUUUUUCUGAUAACUUCAAAUCGGGAUGGAAUCAAGGUCGAAACCACAGAAGGAAUGAGGAGGGUUUCCACCCGCACUAUCAACCGCGGGUUGGAAAUCAAGUUAACAAAGGGAUAGCUGAUCAAUUGGUCCAAGGAGGCAUAAUGCUACAGCCCUUUGAGGUGGCCUCAUUUCUCCUAGAUGGUAUGGCAAGAGUAAAUCAAGCUUGGUACACCAAAGAAGAUCAAGUCUCCCCUCUGUGUUUCAGGCUGACGCAAGGGCAACUCGAUAAAGAAAAAGAGAGGGAUCAAAACAUCAAAAAGAUGUUGUCUCAGAUGGAAGAUUUACAAGAGCACAUGAAAGGCAAAUGUGAAGUGUUUCGCGCAGAGGGGGGUUCUUUUUCUGAUAACUUCAAAUCGGGAUGGAAUCAAGGUCGAAACCACAGAAGGAAUGAGGAGGGUUUCCACCCGCACUAUCAACCGCGGGUUGGAAAUCAAGGUUCUGCUGAUUUGCUAAAGGGAAUGAGAGAUGAUUUUUCUUCACUAAAUAGCAAGGUGAACUCUCAUGCUAAUGCCAUCAAGAUGCUGAAAGGUCAAUUGAACCUCAUAUCGGCUCAACUAACAACCACGAUGCCAAAGGAAAAUGAGGAACAAGAGCUAGCUGUAAUUACCCGUAGCGGGAAGAAAUUGUCCAUCAACCUUCCUUUGGUGGAAGCAUUGCUGGAGAUGCCAGGGUAUGGUAAAUUCAUGAAAGAGUUAGUCACCAAGAAGAGGAUCUUGGAUUAUGAAAUGAUUGAAGUGCCUUAUAGUUGCAGUGCGAUCAUGACAAAAGAGUUAAUCACUAAAAGAGAAGACCCUGGUGCUUUCACCAUCCCGUGUACUAUUGGAAUGCUCCAAUUUGCCAAGGCUUUAUGUGACCUAGGAGCAAGCAUCAACCUGGACUCAUAUGCCAUAUACAAGGAACUUGGAUUGGGAAAACCAAGGCAACUACCAUGA